Rhipicephalus microplus (southern cattle tick) is the source of this 3466-nucleotide messenger RNA. RefSeq names its product multidrug resistance-associated protein 1. Gene Ontology annotation, biological process: transmembrane transport. The record is from RefSeq and is a predicted model, not a curated record. Gene Ontology annotation, molecular function: ATP hydrolysis activity; ATP binding; ABC-type transporter activity. Lineage: Eukaryota; Metazoa; Arthropoda; Arachnida; Ixodida; Ixodidae. Gene Ontology annotation, cellular component: membrane.
AUGAACAGACCUGGCAAGCCUAAGACGACGAGGUCGACUUUCGUGACCAACGUGUUCAAGGUGCUGUGGAUCGACGUGUUGCGGCUUUCCCUGUGCACUGUGGCUUACUUCUUCUGCAUCUUCGCAAGAGUUCCUGCGCUCGAACUGCUGAUCAAGACGAGCAGCGAAGGCGACGUGACGGUAGCGUCGCUAUUGUUCAUGGUGACCUGCGUAGGAGAGUGGCUCAUCUCGUCCUACCACAUGGAGUUGCUGGUUCUCGUCGGAUGCCGCGUCAGAUCUCUUUUGCAGGGAAUCAUCUUCAGAAAGGCAACGCUGCUGUCUCCUGCAUCUGCCCAGCCCGUCGGCUACGUGGCAUCCCUUCUAGGAGUGGACUGCCUCGUGCUUUGCAACUGGGUCCACACGCUGCCACUGCCAUUCUGCGGCAUCCUGACGCUCCCGCUUCUGUUCUGGAUGUUGUCGGAAAGGGUGGGAGUAGUGCCCACAGUCUGCUGCGCCACCUGGACGGUCGUCGCGUUGCUCGCCUCUGGGGUCUCGCUGUACGCACAAAGACGAUUGUGGGAUUUGGAGAUUAAAGCCCGUGACGAGAGGUUGAAAUUCAUGACGGAUCUCCUGUGCAACAUCCGCGUUGUGAAGAUGUACGCCUGGGAAGACGCUCUUCAGAAGAACGUGCUCAAGUCGCGGAAGGUGGAGCUAAAGUGUCUGCUCAGAGUCAACGUGCUCGCCGCGGUCGUGGACUCUGUCUGCAGCUCAUGCAGCACCGUGAUGAUGAUCAUCGUCUUUGCAACUAUGUCUGUGUUCGAGCCCGACCGUGUACUCAGCCCUGAGCUUUCUUUCUCGUGCAUGUCCUUGUUGUACAUCACUGACCUGACAACUAGCGGCCUUGCUCACGCGUUCAGGAAUAUAACAAAGGGUUCACUAUCGCUAAAGCGGAUAUCUUCAUUCUACGCGGCCGAAGAGUAUGACGAAGAAAAGUCACAAGCGAAGGAAUAUUUUACAAAAACUGGAACCGUCAACCUAAAAAACUGCACACUCACCUGGAGCAGUCCUACCUCGAAAGGCGAGGAGCCUCAACUAAAACUGGUCACGCUCGACGUUGUACCUGGAACACUCGUGGGAAUCGUUGGCUUCGUUGGCAGCGGCAAGUCGUCGCUGCUGUCGGCCAUUCUAGGCGACAUGCGGUGCCUCGAAGGCACUGUGAAGCCAGCGGGACGCAUAGCCUACAUGCCUCAGUUGCCGAACGUGCACAACAUGUCCAUACGGGACAACAUCCUGUACGGCCGGCCCAUGCAUCCUGCCUACUACGAGCGCGUGCUUCGCUGCUGCCAGCUCAUGAACGACCUCAACAAGAUUCCUGCCGGAGAUGCGGCCGAGGUUGGCGAGAAGGGCAUCAAUCUGAGUGGAGGACAGAAACAGCGAAUCUCACUGGCUCGCGCCAUCUACAGUGACAGUGAUAUCUACCUCAUGGACGACCCUCUCAGUGCACUGGACCCAGUGGUGGCCAACAAUGUAUUCCGCGAUGUGAUCGGACGUUGUGGCCUUCUCAGAGACAAGACGCGCAUUAUGGUUUGCAACCAAGGCACAUACUUGCGGCACAUGGAUCAAAUUGUGUUCGUUCACGACAAGACUACGAGGGUGUACGCGUCUCUAGAAGAGUUACUCAGUGAUCCCGAGUCACCACAAAACUUUCAUCUCUCACUAAGACAGAGGCAGCAGGCAGCUGGUAUGGCAGACUGUCACAACUUGUUCUCGCAGACCUCCUGGCAGCUACUUAUGGGACUCAUCCAUUUCUCUCAAUGGCCAGCACGGCUGGGAGUCGCCCUUCUAGCCACUUCAGCCGUUGCCCAGGCAACACAGCAGCUAUGGAUAAAGUCAUGGACGGACGCGUCGACUGCUGACCUGAACGGGGCGACCGGCGGCCAUCGUUACUGGAUCGGGGUGCUAGUCGGCAUCGGCGUCGCCAAUGCACGCCUGAUGUCAGGCUCACUGCACCGCGCCAUGCUGGACGGCGUGCUUCGCAGUCCGGUCUCCUUCUUCGACGCAUCGCCCCGAGGAAGGGUGCUGAACCGCUUCGCCGGAGACCUAGACUUCGUGGACGCCGAGUCGUUCGUCAGCGGCCUGCAGUGCGUCCAGGGUUCGCUGCUCACCGUGGCCAGCAUUGUCGUGGUCGGGACGCAGGCGCCUCUCGUGGUGGCGGUCACAGUUGUCGUCGCCAUUCUCGGCGCUUAUGGAUUUGUGACGGCCGUGAGCGUGUCGCACAGCUCGCGUUAUUCGGACAGCGUUGGAGCGUCGAAGCUGUUGCAGCACAUGACCGAGACCCUGGAAUCCUUGAGCAGUGUGAGGGCCUACGGAGUGGUGGACCGAUUUCAACGCCACUUCGCCCGGCUGAGCGACGUCUGCCUGAGAGGCUACGCGUCAUACGGCGCCGCCUACCGCUUCACGCGUUCCCUGACGGCGGUGGGAGGCUUCGCGGUCGUCCUCUCCUCCCUCCUGCUCAGCAUCUUGGGUUCGGCGCCGACAGAUCCCAGCAGUUUGGGACUCGCCCUCAGUUCCGCCACAUCGUCACAGUUUGAUGCGCCUUUUAAUGGAAACGAUCCGGCAAAUAUAAAGACAACGCUGCUUUUAAAAACGUGGCCAUCUGAUGGAGUCGUCGAGUUUCAAGAUUACUCGGCCUCGUACCGACCAGGCUUUACAGCCAACGUUCUCGAAAAUAUCUCUUUCUCGGUGCGGGCCACGGAGAAGGUUGGCGUCGUUGGACGCACAGGGGCCGGCAAGUCAUCUCUGGUGCUCGCUCUCCUCCGCAUCCUGAGAGCCUCGAAGGGUCGUAUCCUGAUCGACGGUGUCGACAUCGCCCAAGUGCCGCUCGAGAAACUUCGUCGAGCCAUUACCGUUAUUCCCCAGGACCCGAGCCUAGUGCGAGGCACUCUGCGCAUGAACCUCGACCCCACAGAGGCCCGCUCCGACGAGCAACUGUGGCAGGCUGUGCGGCAAGCUCAUUUGGCCCCGCUGGUCAAAGGUCACCCGGCGGGACUGGACAUGGAGACUGCGGACGGAGGCGCCAAUCUGAGCGUCGGCCAGCGUCAGUUGGUGUGCCUCGCCCGCGCCUUGCUUCGUGACUCGAAGAUCUUGCUGCUGGACGAAGCCACCUCGCAGAUGGACGGCGACACGGACCGGCUGAUCCAGGCCACGCUCAGGGAGGCCUUCGCCAAAAGCACGCUCAUCGCCAUCGCACACCGCCUACACACCGUGCUCGACUACGACAGAAUACUCGUCAUGGAUGAGGGACGGGUGAGAGAAUACGACACGCCGACUUCGUUACUCACCAACCCUGACAGCGCCUUCUAUAAGAUGGCCGCGAACGCUGGCUUCACUGCGGAUCCAAGGAAUUACCCGCUUGCCUUAACCUCGUUAUGACCUUGUGACUCCCCAAUAAAGCACUUCAAAACGUGACACGGCCGGCACACUGACA